Messenger RNA from Adineta steineri, 1239 nucleotides. The record is from the annotation of a GenBank genome assembly. NCBI's taxonomy places the organism in Eukaryota, Metazoa, Rotifera, Eurotatoria, Adinetida, Adinetidae.
AUGCAAGGCUUUCCGUGUCUUGCAGUUAUUGUUAGUACAUUAUUAAUUGUUUCGAGUAUUGAUGCUCGUCUUCAUAGAGUAAAAUUACAUCAUUUCGAAUCGGCUCAUGAUCAACUCUUUAAAGUUGGUUCACAUCAAUCAAUUGCAUUUGCACGUAAAUAUCAACUUGAUGGACCAGUUCCAGAAUCAUUAACAAAUUAUCUGGAUGCUCAAUAUUAUGGUGAUAUUGGUAUCGGUUCACCAGCUCAACCUUUCCGUGUUGUAUUCGAUACUGGUUCAUCAAAUCUUUGGGUACCAAGUGUUCAUUGUUCACUUCUUGAUAUUGCUUGUCAAUUACAUAAGAAAUAUGAUAGUUCAAAAUCAAAAACAUAUGUUGCUAAUGGCACAGAUUUUAAAAUUCAAUAUGGUACAGGUUCACUUCAAGGAUAUCUCAGCGUUGAUACUGUCACAAUUGGUGGUGCUGAAAUUAAAAAUCAAGGUUUUGCUGAAGCUAUUAAACAACCUGGAAUUGUUUUUGUUACAGCGAAAUUCGAUGGUAUUCUCGGUCUUGCUUACCCAGCAAUAUCUGUUGAUGGUGUUUACCCAGUAUUUAAUAAUAUGUUUGAUCAAAAAUUAGUUCCUGAAAAUAUCUUUAGUGUCUGGCUUGAUCGUGAUCCAGAUAAUCCACGAGGUGGUGAAAUUAUUUUCGGUGGUUCCGAUCCUGAAUUAUACGAAGGUGAUUUUACUUAUCUUGAUGUUACUCGAAAAGAUUAUUGGCAAUUUAAACUCGAUGGUAUUUCAUUCAAUGGAAAUCAAUUUUGUCAAGGAGGUUGUCAAGCUAUUGCUGAUACUGGUACAAGUCUUUUAGUUGGUCCAAAGAAAGAAAUUGCUGCACUUAAUGCAAAAAUAGGAGCUAUACCAAUUCCAGGUGGUGAAUAUAUGAUUCAAUGCAAUACUAUUCCACAAUUACCACGUAUUAAUUUUACACUUGGCGGUAAAGAUUUUUAUUUAGACGGUCAUCAAUAUGUUUUAUCUGUAACACAAUAUAAUCAAACACUUUGUAUAUCUGGUUUUGCCGGUAUUGAUAUUCCACCACCAGCUGGUCCACUUUGGAUUCUUGGUGAUGUUUUUAUCGGACCCUGGUAUACUGAAUUUGAUUUUACUAAUAAUCGUGUUGGUUUUGCAAAAUCAGUUAUGCCAAAAAAUUCCACAAUGAAAAAUAAGAAAAAGAAUUCAUUACUUCGUGAACUUAUAUUUUAA